This is a messenger RNA of Spea bombifrons (plains spadefoot toad), 2117 nucleotides long. Its product is annotated as proton channel OTOP2-like. Gene Ontology annotation, cellular component: membrane. The record is from RefSeq and is a predicted model, not a curated record. NCBI's taxonomy places the organism in Eukaryota, Metazoa, Chordata, Amphibia, Anura, Pelobatidae. Gene Ontology annotation, biological process: proton transmembrane transport. Gene Ontology annotation, molecular function: proton channel activity. The transcript is spliced from 6 exons. The coding region runs from base 33 to 1709 and encodes 558 amino acids.
AAUGCCCUUUGUCUGCACCAACUCAUGAGGUAAUGGCUUUGGGAACUUCAUUAUCCCAUUCAAAUCCGUCUGUCCAGAUUCAGGUGUCACAUGUUUCACCUGGUCAUUCUGAAGUUUGGAAGAAGGGAGGACGUUUGCUAUCAGCACUGCUAGCAAUUAAUGUGGGCCUAGUGGCUUGUGUACUGGUAAGCAGUGGUUCACUGGAAGAAGUCAUUGUGCAAGACACAGAGGUGCUGGCAUUUCUGGUCAUCCUCAUGCUCCUUUCAACUUUGUGGAUGAUUUUCCAGUUCUACUUCUCUUGUCAAAAGGAUGCUGUUCUGUACAAGGACUCACAUGCAGGACCUGUGUGGCUGAGAGGUGGUUUAGUCUUCUUUGGGAUUUGCAGUCUGGUUUUGGAUGUGUUUAAAAUUGGGUAUUAUAUCAGCUAUAUUGAUUGCGAGUCUCCAAUCAAACUUAUUCACCCCAUGGUGCAAAGUGCAUUCAUCAUCCUUCAGACCUAUUUUCUCUGGGUCUCCAGCAAACAUUGUGUACAAAUCCAUACCAACAUUUCGAGGUAUGGCCUUAUGCUUGUACUCAUCACUAAUCUCAGCAUCUGGAUGGCUGCAGUAAGUGAUGAGUCUGUUCACCAAACCAAAGAUUUGGAGGAUGACCAUAAUGACCUAAGUGUAACAUCAGGGUACCAUGAACAAAAAGAUUCUGUUGGAGCACACAGCCACACCUGCCAAUGUAGUAACCACUUAUGCCAUAUCUUCCAGACUGGGUAUUAUUACCUUUACCCAUUUAACAUUGAAUACAGCCUUUUUGCCUCAGCCAUGACAUAUGUAAUGUGGAAGAAUGUGGGCCGUGAGAUGGAUGAUCACAUGCCAUCUCACCAACGUCUAAGUCCUUGCUUUUGCUUUAAAAGCAUUUUUGUUGGCCUGUUGUUGGGAGGAGGAGUGCUACUGGGUGGUAUUGUGGCUCUUGUCACCUAUAAGGUUCAAGUAAAUAGCCAAGAUUCAGUUUACCAGGCCCACAUAAUGUUCUAUUCAUUUAACAUUGUAGCUCUUAGCCUCAUGUCCAUAGGGUCCCUUGCCGGCUCUAUAAUCUACAGAUUCGACAAGAGAGGCAUGGAUGGACAUAAAAACCCCACACGAACACUUGACGUUGCCCUUCUGUUGGGGGCUGCACUGGGUCAUUAUUGCAUCUCUUACUAUUCCAUAGUAGCCAUGAUAGCUACAUCUCCGAGAGAGCUACUCAAUGCUCUAAACCUAGUGUACUCAAUACUAAUGAUUGUGCAGCUCACUCUUCAGAACACUUUCAUUAUUGAGGGACUUCACAGACAACCAUUCCAAGACACAGUUCAAGAGCCUGAGAAAACUAUUGUCUACGCAAAUGUAUCUGUGGCACAAUCUCUGCCAAACGAAGAACCACCAGUAUCUACAGUUCCAGUCCCAGAUCUCAUGGUCAUCCGGAUGCAAGCUACAGCUGGUCCUCCAUGGAAUUUAAAACGAAGGCUAGUUCAGGAGAUGUCCCUAUUUUUGCUCCUCUGUAACAUCAUACUUUGGCUCAUGCCAGCAUUUGGGGCUCGGCCACAGCUGAAGAAUAAUCUGGAGUUGAAUUUUUAUGGAGUUGUUGUAUGGACAAUAAUCACCAACAUCUGUCUACCUUUUGGAAUCUUCUACCGCAUGCAUGCUGCUGCUAGCCUGUUAGAAGUGUUCAGAAUGUCCUAAAUGAAGAAGAUAAGAAAGGGAGGUGGCAAACCAAUGGUGAUAAUUGAUAAAUUACAGUCAAUUGAGGUAUGGAUGAAAACUGUAGGGGGGGAAAUCAUGGAGUUUUGGCAGUGCAAAGGAAGAAUAUCAUCACCUUAUUUUGGUCUGCCUUCAACAAACUGUGAGAGAAAGUAUUUAUUUUGUCAUUUAUUUAUUGUGCUAUAUUUUGCUUGAAGUAUCUACUUUGUCUAAAUUAUUUUCCUAGCUUUGGGAAACUUGAAAUUGUGAAACUUGUGAAAUUGUAUUUGUAUCAUGUCUGUGUGUUGGGACUGUUGUGCUAAAUGCCUAAUGUCCUCAUAUCUGUGUUGUGUUUAUAAUAGGAUACAGAAUUUUUUAGAGAAGUCUCCUGAUUAAAAAAAUGUCACUACA